Naegleria lovaniensis is the source of this 1158-nucleotide messenger RNA. RefSeq lists its product as uncharacterized. The transcript has a single exon. The record is from RefSeq and is a predicted model, not a curated record. NCBI's taxonomy places the organism in Eukaryota, Heterolobosea, Eutetramitea, Acrasida, Naegleriidae. The coding region runs from base 1 to 1158 and encodes 385 amino acids.
AUGAUAUCCUCACAUACCUUUCAUCGGUUGCAAAAACUCAUUCAUCAUUUAGUUCCAACCGCAUCUAUUCCGUCCAAUGUAGAAGAAACCUCUUCUUCACUCCAUCCUCGUGGAAAGCCUUCUUCUCAAAUUGAUCCAAAUGAGAACAAUUCCGUAAUAAUGGAAUUUUCAUCACCCGAAGAAGCCAUCAUCAUGGUUGAUAAUGAACGUGAUUUUCAUGAUUUAUCCAAAGCAUUCCGAGAAGCAAAAUCUUUGAUUCCAUCUCCGAAAAUUAUUAUGGGAGAUUUAACUCAAUUUCUGAAAACGGUACAAAGUAACACUACGAAUGAACAGAAUUCAAAUAGAGAAUACAAUAACAGUACUUUCCAUGUUUCAUCGAUUUCUCAAAACUAUACGAGUAAUUACCAAGACAAGUUCACUUUUGGAAAUAAUAAUUCUGCAGCCUUGAAGAAGAUAACAGGAUCAACAACUCCACACUUUUCAAAUGCUAUCUCUAUAUCGGCUGAUGCAGCGGAGGAUGAGCUCGAUAUUCUCGUAAGAAGAGCUGAAGAAAUGAGAAUUCAAGAGGAAUUGAUUGAAAAAGGUACAUUAAAACAUGCCUCUGGAAAAAUCUAUGAAGUUGUGAAAUAUAUACCACAUUUAAUUGUCCCGACAUAUGUCGAGGAAAGUACUCGGGCUGGUAUGGAGAGUAGAGAACGACGACGACAGAGAAUCAAGAUUUUGUACGAUGUGCAAACCACACGAGCUCAAACACCUGCAUUUCUGGAUGUGUCACAAGAUGACCCAAAAACACCUCUUGCUUUUCGAUAUAUUCGAAUUAUUCUGACUACUGCAGAAGCGAGAAGAGCUCAAGAUAUUCAUCUCGAUCAAUACAGCGCGAAUUGCAUGAGUAUUGUCUAUGCCACUCAAUUGGGUGUGACUGGAAAAUUAGUUCUCAAAGGAGCGGUCGUUCAAUCCAUUAUUUACUACAUUGCAUUCUAUGAUUUAUUGAGCAGUGGAAAGCCAAUGCCUGGCGCUGUGAGAGACUACUCGCUGAAAAUUAAGGUUCGUUCGCACGAUUUUUUGCAAGGCACAUUUAAUGUGUAUCGUGUGAAUUGUAUUAGAACGAAUCACGAAUUAGGGUUAUAUCAUAUAGUGAUGAGAACGUUACAAAAUUAA